AUGCUGAUGACUCAUCUGAGACUGUCUGCGGUCAUCAAUGAACCUAAUGAUAGCUCUCCCUACGAGACAAGAUAUUGCGUAUUAGAUCUGUCGAGUGUAGAGGAUGCUGAUGACUCAUACGCUCAUCUGAGACUGUCUGCGGUCAUCAAUGACCUUAAGAUAGCUCUCCCUACGAGACAAGUAGUCUUGGUCAUUGACUACACUGUGGAUCUGCCGAGUGUAGAGGAUGCUGAUGACUCAUACGCUCAUCUGAGACUGUCUGCAGCCAUCAAUGACCUUAAGAUAGCUCUCCCUACGAGACAAGUAGUCUUGGUCAUUGACUACACUGUGGGAUAUUGCGUGUUAGAUCUGCCGAGUGUAGAGGACGCUGAUGACUCAUACUCUCAUCUGAGACUGUCUGCAGCCAUCAAUGACCUAAUGAUAGCUCUCCCUACGAGACAAGUAGUCUUGGUCAUUGACUACACUGUGGAUCUGCCGAGUGUAGAGGACGCUGAUGACUCAUACGCUCAUCUGAGACUGUCUGCAGCCAUCAAUGACCUAAUGAUAGCUCUCCCUACGAGACAAGUAGUCUUGGUCAUUGACUACACUCAUGUUCGCAAGCCUGUUGGCAGACACGCUUGCGAAAAUGCUUGGCGUUUCCAACAGACGGUCGAGCAUGCUUGCGAACUUUCUUGUCGCCACCGCCCAGUACUCUUGCUUCUCUCGUGCUGUGACAGUCUGACGAGCCGAGCGCCUAACCCAACAUGCUCGCCCGUACGAAGGCUCGCAGACCCCACACACGGAUAUUAUUCAUUGUCUCAAAGGACUAUGGAUGGAAAAAUAAUGUAUCAUGUAUAUAUCACAUAUCCAGGUGACGAUCUUCAAACAACAUUAAUGAAAACAUUAAACAAUGGAACAGGCAUCCUAGUGGCAGUGUACCGCAUCCAAUAUGCUCCAGAUGGGUUGAAUAAGUUGUACAGUGACAUCAAUGGCUGCCUCAAGACUCACACUGGUGCUGUUUACUUUAUCAUGACAGCUCCGACUCUCAGUGAAGACAUCUUAAAAAUGAUUCGUGAGAGAGACCUGAUCAGACGUAACUUACUCUAUAUGUUUUACUGGAGAGGAAAAGAUAUUUCGCCAAUUUUUGAAGAGAACCUGAUCGAGGCAAUGAGGGUUGUUGUUAUAAUAAGUCGCAGAGCUGGAACAUUGCAGGUAUUCUAUUCUCAGGCCGACUCAAGUGGUUUUCCACAGUUGAAGAUAGUUAACUGGUGGUCGACCCGCGGCUUUCAGAAGCAACGACUGUACAAGCUGUCCUUACUGCCUGACGCAGACAAAGUGUAUGAAGAUUUCAACAGGCGCAGCUUCAGUAUACCAGUGUUGCAUAAACCUCCCUGGCAUUUUGUCACGUACCACAACAGUGGGAUAGUGGUCGAGGGAGGACGUGAUGAUAAGCUUCUUCAACUUUUGGCAAACAAACUUAAUUUCAAAAUUGAAUAUUUUGAUCCACCUGAGAAGAGCCAAGGCUCAGUGAUUGAUAUGAACGGAACCAUGAAUGGUGUUCUUGGUCAGAUAUGGAGAAGGGAUGUAGACAUGUUCAUGGGGGAUCUGACAGUGACAUACAACCGCAGUCAGGCUGUAGAGUUCUCAUUCCUCACUCUGGCAGACAACGAAGCUUUCCUGACUCACGCACCUGGACGACUGAAUGAGGCUCUGGCACUUGUGCGCUCGUUUCACUGGGAGGUUUGGCCCCUGGUGGUGUUCACCAUCUUGGUUACUGGACCUCUUUUGUUCUUCAUCAUCUACAUCCCUCAUCUGUGGGAUGAAGACCAAAGUCUGUACGCCUCACCACUUCAACUGUUCUACAAGUGCAAUUGGUUCAUUUACGCCAUCUUUUUAAGACAAGGUGCUUCUGUGCCAACAAACAAACACAAAGUAAGAUUUGUCGCCAUUCUACUGACAAUGGCAGCAACAUAUGUAAUUGGGGACAUGUACUCAGCCAAUCUGACAUCCAUGCUCGCAAGACCUGCCAGAGAAAGGCCUAUUACAAACCUGGAACAGCUCCUUGAGGCAAUGGAGAACCAAGGCUACCAACUGUUGGUUGAAAAGUUUAGUGCUUCACAUGGGAAUGUUGAGAAUGGCACUGGAUUAUACAAGAAGAUCUGGCAACGGAUGCUAAAGCAGACUUUGUAUCCUCUAAUAGACUCACCAGAGUUUGGUAUGAAGCUGGUCCGAGACAAGAAGAACGUAGCCCUCAUCGGGGGUAGGGAGACAUUCUUCUUUGACACUCAACGCUUUGGAGCCUACAAUUUUCAUCUGAGUGAAAAGCUGUACACACGUUACUCAGCAAUCGCCAUGCAGUUGGGAUGCCCCUUCAUUGACAAAUUCAAUCAGAUACUCAUGAGGCUGUUUGAAGCUGGUAUAUUAACAAAAAUUACAGAAGAUGAGUAUGAAAAACUAGGAGAGAAGAAGAGGAUGGAAGCACAAAACAACCAACAGAGCCAAGAAGUGGCAUCAACCAGUGUUGCAGAGGGCAAUGAAAAACAAGAAGAGGACGGAAAACUGCAACCCAUGAGUCUUAAGGCUUUACAGGGAGGCUUCUUUAUCUUACUCAUUGGCUAUUGCACUGCAGGUUAG
Molecule: messenger RNA, 2613 nt
Organism: Macrosteles quadrilineatus (aster leafhopper)
Lineage: Eukaryota; Metazoa; Arthropoda; Insecta; Hemiptera; Cicadellidae
Gene: Ir40a
Product: ionotropic receptor 40a
Exons: 19
Coding region: 1-2613 (870 amino acids)
Cellular component (GO): membrane
Molecular function (GO): glutamate-gated receptor activity
Source: RefSeq, a predicted model, not a curated record